Knipowitschia caucasica is the source of this 285-nucleotide messenger RNA. The record is from the annotation of a GenBank genome assembly. Lineage: Eukaryota; Metazoa; Chordata; Actinopteri; Gobiiformes; Gobiidae.
AUGAUAGCCGACACAUUGGUGGAGAUCCACCUUAAUCCCUUUUCUGAGACAAAGGUGGCCGAGAAAGUUGAUUGGCACCCUGGCAGAACCCCUCCGGAGAGAGGACAGUCCUUCUGGGAAACACAGGUGCUUGAGAACUUUAUAGAGAAAGACUGGUACCUUAACUUCAGAAUGCCCAAAGAGGCCUUCAACAAAGUGUGCGACGAGCUACGCCAACCUGUCAACACUCAGCCCACCAAGAUGCUGGCACCUGUACCGUUGGAAAAGAGGGUUGCACUCACAUGA